Molecule: messenger RNA, 897 nt
Organism: Acanthocheilonema viteae
Lineage: Eukaryota; Metazoa; Nematoda; Chromadorea; Rhabditida; Onchocercidae
Source: the annotation of a GenBank genome assembly
AUGGAUAGGGUUAAAGCAUUGAUGAUAGGUUAUUUGGCUGAUUGGUUGACAGUUGAAAGCGGUAGUUGCUCAAAAUUGACUAAUUUAACAUCAACAAAAUCCGGAGGUAAAAGUGAAGUUGGAGCUGAAGCAAAAGUUGGAAUCAGUGUUGAUCCAGUAGUUUCUACUUCAAUGCAAUCAUUAAAUGAAAUCAAUGAGCACAUCUUGAAACUUUGUACUGCUGCUCAAACGACAGCUAUUGCAGCAACAGCUUUAACCGCUGCCACAUCAACAGCUCCUUCAACUACGGUAACUCAGGAAUCAUCAUUUCUUCCCUUACAGGUACCAGUGAUUGAUGCAAACGGUUGUUAUACCGGUCAAUCAUCUGGAACACCAUUGAUAAGUCCUAAUUUGCAAUCACUUCUUGCACUACAAUUUGUUACUUCACAACUACCUCUAGCGGAACCAUAUAGACUACCUAUCCUUACAAAUCCUUCUUCCAAUAUUUCAUCGGAUAUUCGAUGGAAACCAGUUUAUGAGACGCAUACAUUUGCGCAUUCAUCUGUACCAAUUAUUGAUAACAGUAAAUCUGAUAUGCGACAACAUGCAGUCAUCACUGAUGAAGGUUUUUCCAACAAAAGUACUCCAAUAUCAUCUACUAUCAAUUCUGAUAUUACAGGAUCUGUGAUAAGCAAAACAGGAACGUCAUUGGAGAGAUUGUUGGAUCAGACAUUGAAGGAACCCGUUUUAUCGGUUGCUAAAUUACUGGUUACAGAAUUCCGGCGUGAAAAAGAAUUAUUACUUAGCCAGAAUGGACAGCUGCGUCGUGAAAAUGCGCUUUUACGUAGUGCACUUGCCAGUAGUACUGUUUUGGUUGGCCUGAAAGGAUUAACUGCAGCAAAUGUUCCAAUUUCUUGA